CCAAUUUCUAGCUCUCUAUUACCCUCACUUCCCCUUUAAAGCACCCACUCACUUUCAUGCUCUGUUUCUUCAUCAAGCAUUAGAGCAUGGAAAAACUCACCUUUUGUCUUCUCCUCUGCGUCUUUUUCCUUUCCCUUUUCUCCUCCAUUGCAGAUGGUGGUUCAAUUGGGAUAAACUAUGGCCGUGUAGCUAACAAUUUGCCAUCAGCAGUGAAAGUUACAGCGCUGUUGAAAUCUCAAGAUGUUGAGCGUGUGAAGGUCUACGAUACUGACCCGGCUGUGCUCAAAGCUCUUUCUGGAUCCGACAUUAAGGUUACUGUAAAUCUGCCUAACGAGCUUCUCUACAAUGCUGCGAAGCGCCAAUCUUUUGCUUACUCAUGGGUGCAGAAAAAUGUUGCUGCUUAUUACCCAUCAACCCAAAUCGAAACCAUUGCUGUUGGAAAUGAAGUUUUUGUUGACCCACAUAACACGACCCGUUUUCUUGUACCCGCCAUGAAGAACAUUCAUCAGGCUCUUGUUAAGUAUAAUUUCCAUGACAAAAUCAAAAUUUCUUCUCCUGUUGCUCUCAGCGCCUUGCAGAACUCUUACCCGUCUUCGGCCGGGUCAUUCCGAUCCGAAUUGAUCGAACCCGUGAUUAAACCCAUGCUGGAUUUCCUCCGGCAAACUGGAUCUUACCUUAUGGUGAACUGUUACCCGUUUUUCGCUUACGAGUCGAAUUCCGAUGUCAUUUCUCUUGAUUAUGCACUGUUCCGUGAAAACCCCGGUGUCGUUGACGCCGGUAACGGACUCCGUUACUUCAGUCUAUUUGAUGCCCAAAUCGACGCCGUUUUUGCUGCAUUGUCGGCUUUGAAGUACAACGAUAUCAAAAUGGUCGUAUCAGAAACUGGAUGGCCAUCCAAAGGAGACAACACCGAAAUCGGCGCUUCCGUCGACAACGCCGCGUCGUACAACGGAAACCUCGUCCGGCGAAUACUCGUCGGUGGUGGUACUCCUUUAAGACCGAAAGAAGACCUCACCGUCUUCCUCUUCGCACUUUUCAACGAGAACAAAAAGCCAGGUCCUACUUCUGAGAGAAAUUUCGGGUUGUUCUACCCGAAUGAGCAAAAAGUUUACAACAUACCAUUGACAAUGGAGGGUUUAAAGCAUUACGUCGACCGACGGUCACCGGUGGCUGGCGACCAGAGAACGCAGAAGGGCGGGAAGGGGAAUGUGUCAGGACAAACAUGGUGCGUGGCGAGUGGAGAAGCGGGGAAGGAUCAUCUACAAGCAGCUCUAGAUUACGCUUGUGGUGAGGGCGGAGCUAAUUGCCGUUCGAUUCAACCAGGGUCGACGUGUUACAAUCCUAACACAUUAGAGGCUCAUGCUUCAUUCGCUUUCAAUAGUUAUUAUCAGAAAAAAGGACGUGCGAUGGGUUCGUGUUAUUUCGGUGGAGCUGCCUACAUUGUUCAUCAACAACCUAAGUAUGGACACUGUGCAUUACCAACUGAAGAAUGAGAAGGAAGUAGAAGAAUAGACUGAAUUUUGAUAGCAGUAGCCAAGCUUUAAUUUAUUGUAGCUACUUUCAGUUCAGACUAUUCAUUUUUAUUAUUUUUAGUAACUUUAGCAAUGUCUUUGUUCUUCUAGUGAUAUUGCUUUCCUUUUUGUAAUUGUGUUGACAUCAACUUACUAGCUAUAUUAGUAUUUGUUACUAUAUUUUGGCUUUUCUGUUCAUAAAAAAUAUGCAAUUUCAUUUCUAA
Molecule: messenger RNA, 1735 nt
Organism: Solanum dulcamara
Lineage: Eukaryota; Viridiplantae; Streptophyta; Magnoliopsida; Solanales; Solanaceae
Product: glucan endo-1,3-beta-glucosidase 12
Exons: 3
Coding region: 87-1493 (468 amino acids)
Biological process (GO): carbohydrate metabolic process
Cellular component (GO): plasma membrane
Molecular function (GO): hydrolase activity, hydrolyzing O-glycosyl compounds
Source: RefSeq, a predicted model, not a curated record